CUCCCCAAAUUUUCUGGACCAAUAUGGUGGGUAGGGCUCAUAGAACAAGAUGUGCUAACUGGCUCCUUGCUCCCUUCUUUUCUUCCAGGAGCGACAGCUCUUUCAACUUCUUCGUCUUCUUCUUCAUCUUCUUUGCACAGGACGUGGUUUUUGUUCUGCAGGCCAUCGGCAUUCCCGGCUGGGGCUUCAGUGGUUGGAUCGUGAGCCUCUCAGCCCUGAAGCUGAACACUGGUGUGGCCGUCCUCAUGAUGCUGGUUGCGACCCAAUUCACGGCUGUGGCUGGACUGGGCAUUAUCAUGCUCAAACGGGUUAGAUCGUGGCUGAACCAGGAGCAGUCCUUCCAUACAAAACUUCUCAUCUUCUUAAAUCCUAUCACCACACCAUCAGCCAUGCCACGCUGGAGACUCCCGUUUCAGAGGCCCCAUCGUGUUGCAGACAUUCAAACGGAGGAGGAAAAGCUUCUACUAAGUAUUCCACGAAAGCGUAGAAGCUUCUGGAAGAGGGUAAAGAGUUUAUUCUCUUGUAUCUCGGCCGAAAGGAGGGCUGUGGUGCGCCCCCAGAAGGGCCAGAGGGGGAGGCUGGCUAGUCGCAUUCCAUCUCUCGAGACCAUCUUCGAGGAGGAAGAGGAGGAAGUGGUCCUGGAGGAGCUGGCCAGUCUGCCUCCAGACGUCCCCACCGACGGGGAGGAGGAAGACAAAGAAGAAGAAGAGGAGGAAGAGGAAGAGGAAGUAGAGGAGGAACAACGAGAAGAGAAGGAAGAAGAGAAAGAGAAGGGAGAAGAAGAGGAGGAGGAGGAGGAGGAAGAGGAACAGCUUAGCCACUUUUAUCAUUUUGUUUUAAAUAUGCUUGACAUUUGAAAACAUUUUUUAAAAAUUACAAAAAAGAAGUGGAGGAGGAAGGACUUCCGGUUGGUUGAGACCCUCCUGUAGCAAAUUUGUGCGUUGGCAGCUCUAGCAGUGCUUCAGUCCUGACUCAAGAAGGCUUCUUGACUCAAACCAUUGUGCAUUGUGGAUGACGUGUCUCUCAGGGCUCUGAGAGACAGCUGAGACAUGUGAGUCUGGGUGCACAAUAACCCCCUCCUUUGAAAGACGGUCAGAGGUCUAGGAGGUAAGACCCUCAUGGUGCGACCGGCCGACGGUGUCAGAAGGGGCACCCCCCCAAGGAGGUGCCUCCAAAAUGCCCGGCAAUGGCGCACAAAGAGGGAAGACCCGUGUCCACAGCAAGGAAGCCAUUGGCCUCCAAUACCCCCACCGCCACCAGCACAAAACAAAGAUGAUUUGCUAGAACAAAACCAGAAUUUGUGACAAAGCAACUGCCCCCUGAGAAUACACCAGCUGAUUAUCGGAGGCAAGCAACAUCCAUGAAACACGCCACCGGAAAGGGAAUUACAAGAAAUUAAAGGAAAAUCAAAGAAAAGUUUGCUAAGGCGAGGCAGGCCCGCCGGGUCGAGGGACGACGCCUUCCGACGGCUUAUUCUUUCGAAACCGUUUCCGAGCCACAGGA
Molecule: messenger RNA, 1503 nt
Organism: Anolis sagrei ordinatus
Lineage: Eukaryota; Metazoa; Chordata; Lepidosauria; Squamata; Anolidae
Source: RefSeq, a predicted model, not a curated record